AUGUCCACUCAUACUUAUAAAAAGUUUGAAAGUGGAGACUCGGGGGACCUCCCUGAUAAGAUGACGAUCUAUCAAGAUUGUAUGACCCAGUUCAAUGAAUCGCCCGUCAAUGCUAAGAGAUGUCGUAUUUUGAUCUCACGUUUGUUGAGAUUAUUGGCCAAUGGUGAGGUUUUCCCAGAGACCGAGGCCACUGCAUUGUUCUUUUCCAUUUCAAAGUUGUUCCAGCACCCUAAUGAUUCGUUAAGACAAGCAGUGUAUUUAUCAAUCAAAGAAUUAAGUGGUAUUUCUGAAGAUGUCUUGAUGGCUACUUCUUCCAUCAUGAAGGAUGUUCAAAACGGUUCCGAUUUAGUUAAAUCCAAUGCUAUCAGAUCAUUGAGUGUCGUUUUGGAUGAAUCAACUGCUUUCUCUGCCGAAAGAAUGCUAAAGAGCGCUGUUGUCAGCAAAAAUCCAACUAUUUCUUCCGCGUCGCUGGUCACUUCUUAUCAUUUAUUGCCUAUCUCUGAAAAUACUGUGAAGAGAUUCUCAAAUGAAACACAAGAAGCCGUUGUUGAUUUGAAACCAUUCCCGCAACAGGAUAUCAUCGGUGAUUACUAUCCAAACUCUACUUUCAUUACUCAAUACCAUGCUUUAGGUUUAUUAUAUCAAUUAAAGAAGAACGACAAAAUGUCGUUAUUGAAAUUAGUUAGACAAUUUGCUGACUCCAAUAAUUUAAAGAAUCAAUUAGCUAAAGUUCAGUUGAUUAAGAUCGUUAACGAAUUGGUUCAAAGGGAUCCCCAGUUGUUUCCACAAUUCCAAGGCUUGUUAUACCAUUGGCUAUCCAAUAAAUACGAAUCUGUUCAAAUUGAAGUCACCAAAGUCAUUACAUCUUUUGCCGCUACUAACCAAAGACUCGUUUCUCCAGAACUAUUUGCAGUCGCAGUUCAAACUUUACAAAGUUUAUUGACUGUUCCAAGAGUCACCACAAAGUUUGCUGCAUUAAGAAUCUUAAAUAGACUCUCAAUGGUUUCCCCUGAUAAAAUUUUGAUCUGUAACCCAGAAUUGGAGUCAUUAAUUAACGACUCAAACAGAAAUGUCUCAACUUAUGCAAUUACUAUUUUAUUAAAGACUGGUACUGAAAAGAACAUUUCUUCUUUGAUUUCCACCAUCACUAAGUUCAUUCACGAGGUUUCCGAUGAUUUUAAAAUCAUUAUUAUUGAUGCAGUCAGAACCUUAUCAUUAAACUUCCCACAGGAAUGGAAAGCUAUUUUGAACUUUUUGAUUGAUGUCUUAAAGAAUGGCGAAGGUGGUUUUAAAUUUAAGAACAAUAUUGUUGAGGCUUUGAUCGAUAUUGUUUCUUUCGUCCCGCAAUCAAAAGAAUUGGCUUUAGAAAACUUAUGUGAUUUUAUUGAAGAUUGUGAAUUUAAUGAAAUUUUGGUUAGAAUCCUUCAUUUGCUAGGCAAAGAAGGUCCAUUCACCUCAAAUCCUUCAUUAUAUGUCAGACAUAUUUACAACAGAUUAGUUCUAGAAAAUUCUAUUAUUAGAUCCGCAGCUGUUGUCUCAUUAUCAAAGUUUGCAUUAUCAAAGAAAGAUACUUCUCUAAGAAAAUCGAUUGUCAGCUUAUUAAAGAGAAUUGCUAAUGACCCAGAUGAUGAAGUCAGAGAUAGAGCUGUUAUCGCUUUGCAAUUUAUUGAAAAUUCUAAUGAAAGGAUCAGCGAAGAGUUUAUUCAAAGCAAAUAUACGUAUGACUUCCAAUCUUUGGAAAGUGUAUUAUCCGUUUAUAUGAACAAUAACUCUGAUUCUUUCGAAACUCCAUUUGACGUUUCGAAUGUUCGUAAGAUUACUGAAGAUGAAGCCAAGGCUUUAGAAUUGAAGAGAAAACAAGAUCAAUUGCACAAUAGUAGAUUAGAAGCUAUCGAGACUUGCACAGCAGAUGGUUCCAUCAAUAAUGAAAGAGCUGACGCUGCCACUUACGCUGGACCAAGCUCAGCUGAAGACCAAAGUGAGUUAUUGGCUAGUAAAUAUGCAGAUGAACUAUUAUCUAUAGAAGAAUUUAAACCAUUUGGUAAAUUGAUUAACAGCUCUAAUGUAGUGUCUCUAACUGAACCAGAAGCUGAAUUUGUUGUUAAUGGUGUUAAGCAUAUAUUGAAAGAACAUGUCAUUUUCCAAUUUAAUAUCACCAAUACAUUAAAUGACGUGGCUCUUGACAAUGUUGCCGUCACAUGUACUCCAGAAGAUCCUGACAAUGCUAUCUUGGAAGAAUUAUUCAGUAUUCCAAUUGAUAGAUUAUUACCAUCUACAGAAGGUGCCGUUUAUGUGGCUUUCAAGAAGUCAGAAGAAAUUGUCAUGGAGGGCUUCUUAAAUAAUUUGACUUUUACCACUAAGGAAUUAAACCCAGAAACUAACGAACCAUUUGAAGGCGAUGAAGGUUUCGAAGAUGAAUACGAAAUUGAUUCAAUUUUCUUAAACGCCGGUGAUUAUAUCAAGAAUUCUUUCGUUGGCGAUUUCACAACUGUUUUUGAUGAAUUGCCAAAUGAAGAAGUAGCAGUUUAUAAUAUUCAAGAAAACAUAACGGUCCAAGAAGUGAUUGAUAAAAUCAUCGUAAACACAAGUUGUCUACCUUUAGAAAACACUCAGUUUGCACAAAGUGAAUCGAACUCUCAUAUCCUAAAAUUAUUUGGUAAGAGCGCUUUGACUGGUGUUAAAAUUGCAUUAAUCGUUAGAAUUGUUAAAAGUUCCAAGGGUGUUGCUUUGAAGGCUCAAGGUAAAUCUGAAAAUGCUACUUUAUGUGCUGAUUUAAUUAACAGUAUAAUCUAA
Molecule: messenger RNA, 2793 nt
Organism: Tetrapisispora phaffii CBS 4417
Lineage: Eukaryota; Fungi; Ascomycota; Saccharomycetes; Saccharomycetales; Saccharomycetaceae
Gene: SEC21
Product: coatomer subunit gamma
Exons: 1
Coding region: 1-2793 (930 amino acids)
Biological process (GO): endoplasmic reticulum to Golgi vesicle-mediated transport; intra-Golgi vesicle-mediated transport; intracellular protein transport
Cellular component (GO): Golgi membrane; endoplasmic reticulum-Golgi intermediate compartment; COPI vesicle coat
Molecular function (GO): structural molecule activity
Source: RefSeq, a predicted model, not a curated record